Eimeria mitis is the source of this 318-nucleotide messenger RNA. RefSeq names its product Ubiquitin carboxyl-terminal hydrolase, related. The transcript is spliced from 2 exons. NCBI's taxonomy places the organism in Eukaryota, Apicomplexa, Conoidasida, Eucoccidiorida, Eimeriidae. The coding region runs from base 1 to 318 and encodes 105 amino acids. The record is from RefSeq and is a predicted model, not a curated record.
AUGUCCUACAGGGACUUUCCAGCUGUUGAGUGUCGUGACGCACCAAGGCCGGAGCCCCCGAGCGCAGAAAAUGAGAAGAAGAAAGAGGAAGAAGAACAGGAGGAGCAAACAGCUUCUUCGGGACCCGCUGCAAAGAAGCAAAAGAAUGUGAUCAUGUGGAGGAAAUUCGAUGAUGACAAAGUCACAGAAAUUCCGUGGGAAUCGAUCGACCUCGCAGGAGGUCGCAGCGAUUACCAUGUUGCGUAUUUGCUGCUGAUGAAGCACGUUUUAGUUGUUCCUUCUGAAGAAGAACUGAAAGUACUGGCAAAGCAGAUGUAA